Molecule: messenger RNA, 1196 nt
Organism: Maniola jurtina (meadow brown)
Lineage: Eukaryota; Metazoa; Arthropoda; Insecta; Lepidoptera; Nymphalidae
Product: putative inactive cysteine synthase 2
Exons: 1
Coding region: 106-1083 (325 amino acids)
Cellular component (GO): cytoplasm
Source: RefSeq, a predicted model, not a curated record
AGAACUUGAAACAAUAAAGCCAGAUAUGUCGAGUGCAUAAAAGGUUCUAACGCACUCUGUUACGCUUUAGUAUGAUAUAAGUGAUUACGGAAAUUUCGUUACAAUAUGGCACAGACCAGAGAAACAAAGACUGAAAUCUGCUCAUCUGCAUUAGACCUCAUUGGAAAUACACCUCUCGUUGCUUUUGACAGAUUAUGGCCUGGACCUGGACGUAUUCUAGCCAAAUGCGAGUUCAUGAACCCUGGAGCGUCAGUCAAGGAUCGGUCAUCGCUAUACAUGAUAAAUACCGCGCGUGAGAGCGGGGAACUGAAACCAGGACACUCAGUCGUAGAAGUUACGUCAGGGAAUCAGGGAUGUGGUUUAGCAGUGGUGUGCGCAGUUCUAGGGCAUCCCUUAACUCUAGCAAUGCCGAAAGGUAACAGUGUGCAAAGAGCGAUACACAUGGAAGCGCUCGGCGCAACAUGCAUCAGGGUACCUCAGGUGGAAGGCAGCUACGGUAAUGUGAGCUUAGCGGACGCACAAGCAGCAGAAGAAGAAGCUUUAAGAAUAAAAGAGAAGACAGGAGCUUACUUUGUGAAUCAGUUCUGCAACAAAAUGAAUUCGGGUUCACAUUACUAUAGUACCGGGCCUGAAAUUUGGAGACAGACUGGGCAUCGAGUCGAUGCUUUUUUAGAUACAGUGGGUACCGCAGGGACGUUUGCUGGAACUUCAAAAUUUUUGAAGGAAGUGCAUCCAGAAGUAUUGUGUUACGUCGUGGAACCGGCUGGUUCAGAGCCAAUCAAAGGUGAUCCGAUUACUAAGCCUUUACAUUUGUUGCAAGGUUCUGGGUAUGGAUUGGUGCCGGAAUUAUUUAGCUAUGACCACAUGGAUGGAACUCUUAGUGUUACUGACGAGGAAGCGGUAGAGUAUAAGAAACUUAUCGGGGAGAAGGAAGGUUUAUUUGUGGGCUACACCAGCGGUGCCAACGUGGCUGCAGCUGUGAAGCUGUUGCAAUCGGGCCAGCUCCCUGAAGACGCCUGGGUGGUCACGCUCCUCAAUGACACAGGACUGAAAUACACACCUGUUCCUGAUAACCUAAAGUGAUCCGGCGUUGUUAACAGUUACCUUGAAUCGAAAACUGGAGAUUAAUUGAAAAGGUAACGAACUGUGGGUUUGACUUUAAAAAAUGAGAAACAAUAAAACUCAGUAAAACUUCA